Messenger RNA from Myotis lucifugus (little brown bat), 4059 nucleotides. RefSeq names its product neurexin 1 (gene NRXN1). The transcript has 23 exons. Bases 1 to 4059 code for a protein of 1352 amino acids. The record is from RefSeq and is a predicted model, not a curated record. NCBI's taxonomy places the organism in Eukaryota, Metazoa, Chordata, Mammalia, Chiroptera, Vespertilionidae.
AUGGGGACGGCGCUGCUGCAGCGGGGGGGCUGCGUCCUGCUGUGCCUCUCGCUGCUGCUGCUGGGCUGCUGGGCGGAGCUGGGCAGCGGCCCUGGAGUUCCCGGGCGCCGAGGCCCAGUGGGACGCCGCUUCCCCAAGUGGAACGCCUGCUGCGAGAGCAAAAUGAGCUACAGCGGCGGCGGCGGGAGCCCCUUCGAAGCGGGCGACGAAGGCGAGGGCGGGGUGUGCCUCAACGGGGGCGUGUGCUCCGUGGUGGACGACCAGGCCGUGUGCGACUGCUCGCGGACCGGCUUCCACGGGAAGGACUGCAGCCAAGAAGACAACAAUGUGGAAGGUCUGGCGCACCUGAUGAUGGGCGACCAAGGUAAAAGUAAAGGAAAAGAAGAAUAUAUUGCCACUUUCAAGGGAUCUGAAUACUUCUGCUACGACUUGUCUCAAAACCCCAUUCAAAGCAGCAGCGAUGAAAUAACUCUGUCCUUUAAAACCCUUCAAAGGAAUGGACUGAUGCUUCACACUGGGAAAUCCGCUGAUUAUGUCAAUCUUGCCCUGAAAAAUGGAGCUGUCUCUCUGGUCAUUAAUUUGGGAUCAGGGGCCUUUGAAGCGCUAGUGGAGCCCGUGAACGGAAAGUUUAAUGAUAAUGCCUGGCAUGAUGUGAAAGUCACCAGGAAUCUGCGUCAGCACUCAGGCAUUGGACACGCUAUGGUGACAAUCUCAGUGGAUGGGAUUCUUACCACAACGGGCUACACGCAAGAAGAUUACACCAUGCUGGGUUCUGAUGACUUUUUCUAUGUCGGAGGCAGUCCCAGCACAGCAGACCUCCCAGGGUCUCCAGUCAGUAACAACUUUAUGGGCUGUCUCAAAGAGGUUGUAUAUAAAAAUAAUGAUGUAAGGCUGGAAUUAUCUCGACUUGCCAAGCAAGGAGACCCUAAGAUGAAGAUCCAUGGAGUAGUGGCAUUUAAAUGUGAGAAUGUUGCAACUUUGGACCCAAUCACCUUUGAAACCCCGGAGUCUUUCAUCUCUUUGCCUAAAUGGAAUGCAAAGAAAACAGGCUCCAUAUCAUUUGAUUUCCGCACAACAGAGCCAAAUGGCCUCAUCUUAUUUAGCCACGGCAAGCCACGACACCAAAAAGAUGCCAAGCACCCACAGAUGAUCAAGGUUGACUUCUUUGCUAUUGAGAUGCUGGAUGGCCACCUCUACCUCCUCCUAGACAUGGGGUCAGGUACAAUAAAAAUCAAAGCCCUGCAGAAGAAGGUGAAUGAUGGAGAAUGGUAUCAUGUGGACUUCCAGAGAGAUGGACGGUCAGGUACCAUUUCUGUCAACACUCUGCGCACACCCUACACUGCCCCCGGGGAGAGUGAGAUUCUGGACCUGGACGAUGAGUUGUACCUGGGGGGCCUCCCAGAAAAUAAAGCCGGCCUCGUCUUCCCCACCGAGGUGUGGACUGCCCUGCUCAACUAUGGCUACGUGGGCUGCAUCAGGGAUCUGUUCAUCGACGGCCAGAGCAAAGACAUCCGGCAAAUGGCUGAAGUGCAGAGCACCGCUGGAGUGAAGCCCUCCUGCUCCAGGGAAACAGCAAAACCGUGCCUUAGCAACCCUUGCAAAAACAACGGCAUGUGCCGGGAUGGGUGGAACCGAUACGUCUGCGAUUGCUCCGGAACAGGCUACCUGGGCAGGUCCUGCGAGAGAGAGGCAACGGUUCUGAGCUACGACGGGAGUAUGUUUAUGAAGAUCCAGCUCCCCGUGGUCAUGCACACAGAGGCUGAGGACGUGUCCUUACGGUUUCGAUCCCAGCGUGCAUAUGGCAUUCUCAUGGCAACCACCUCCAGGGACUCGGCAGACACCCUCCGCCUGGAGCUGGACGCAGGGCGUGUGAAACUGACGGUCAACCUAGAUUGUAUCAGGAUUAACUGUAAUUCCAGCAAAGGUCCCGAGACCCUUUUUGCCGGCUAUAACCUCAAUGAUAAUGAAUGGCACACAGUGCGUGUGGUUCGUCGAGGAAAAAGUUUAAAGUUAACGGUGGAUGACCAACAGGCCAUGACAGGUCAAAUGGCGGGCGAUCAUACCAGACUAGAGUUUCAUAACAUAGAGACUGGCAUCAUCACUGAACGGCGGUAUCUGUCUUCUGUCCCCUCCAACUUCAUUGGACACCUUCAGAGCCUGACAUUCAAUGGAAUGGCAUACAUUGACUUGUGUAAAAAUGGUGACAUAGAUUACUGUGAGCUCAAUGCCAGGUUUGGCUUCCGGAAUAUCAUAGCAGACCCUGUUACCUUCAAGACCAAAUCAAGCUAUGUUGCCUUAGCUACAUUGCAAGCCUACACUUCUAUGCAUCUUUUUUUCCAGUUCAAGACAACAUCCCUAGAUGGACUAAUUCUAUAUAACAGUGGGGAUGGAAAUGACUUUAUUGUGGUUGAAUUAGUCAAAGGGUACUUACAUUACGUGUUUGACUUGGGAAAUGGUGCUAACCUCAUCAAAGGGAGUUCAAAUAAACCUCUCAAUGACAAUCAGUGGCACAACGUGAUGAUAUCAAGGGACACCAGCAAUCUCCACACUGUAAAGAUUGACACGAAAAUCACAACGCAGAUCACCGCCGGAGCCAGGAACUUGGACCUCAAGAGUGACUUGUAUAUAGGAGGAGUGGCGAAAGAAACAUACAAGUCCUUGCCGAAACUUGUCCAUGCCAAGGAGGGCUUUCAAGGCUGCCUGGCAUCAGUCGAUCUAAAUGGACGGCUUCCAGACCUCAUCUCAGAUGCCCUUUUCUGCAAUGGACAGAUCGAGAGAGGAUGCGAAGGGCCCAGCACAACCUGCCAAGAGGACUCGUGUUCCAAUCAAGGCGUGUGCCUGCAGCAGUGGGAUGGCUUCAGCUGUGACUGCAGCAUGACUUCCUUCAGUGGCCCGCUCUGCAAUGACCCUGGGACAACGUAUAUCUUUAGCAAAGGUGGUGGACAAAUCACAUAUAAGUGGCCUCCUAAUGACCGGCCAAGUACACGAGCAGACAGACUGGCCAUAGGGUUUAGCACUGUUCAGAAAGAAGCUGUAUUGGUGCGUGUGGACAGUUCUUCUGGCCUGGGGGACUACCUAGAGCUGCAUAUACACCAAGGAAAAAUUGGAGUUAAAUUUAAUGUUGGGACAGAUGACAUCGCCAUCGAAGAGUCCAAUGCAAUCAUUAACGAUGGGAAAUACCACGUAGUGCGUUUCACGAGGAGUGGUGGCAAUGCCACCUUACAGGUGGACAGCUGGCCAGUGAUUGAGCGCUACCCUGCAGGAAACAAUGAUAACGAGCGCCUGGCGAUUGCUAGACAGCGAAUUCCAUAUCGACUUGGUCGAGUAGUUGAUGAAUGGCUACUCGACAAAGGGCGUCAGCUCACAAUCUUCAAUAGCCAAGCAACCAUAAUAAUUGGCGGGAAAGAGCAGGGCCAGCCCUUCCAGGGCCAGCUCUCUGGGCUUUACUACAAUGGCUUGAAAGUUCUGAAUAUGGCAGCUGAAAAUGAUGCCAACAUCGCCAUAGUGGGAAAUGUGAGACUGGUUGGUGAAGUGCCUUCCUCUAUGACAACUGAGUCGACAGCCACUGCCAUGCAGUCAGAGAUGUCCACGUCCAUUAUGGAGACCACCACCACCCUGGCCACUAGCACAGCCAGAAGAGGAAAGCCCCCUACGAAAGAGCCCAUCAGCCAGACCACAGAUGACAUCCUUGUGGCCUCAGCAGAGUGUCCCAGCGAUGACGAGGACAUUGAUCCCUGUGAGCCGAGCUCAGCCAACCCAACCCGGGCAGGGGGCAGAGAGCCAUACCCAGGCUCCGCAGAAGUGAUCCGGGAGUCCAGCAGCACCACGGGCAUGGUGGUAGGCAUAGUAGCCGCUGCCGCCCUGUGCAUCCUCAUCCUCCUCUAUGCCAUGUACAAGUACAGAAACCGGGAUGAAGGCUCAUACCACGUGGACGAGAGUCGAAACUACAUCAGUAACUCAGCACAGUCCAAUGGGGCUGUCGUAAAGGAGAAACAACCCAGCAGUGCGAAGAGCGCCAACAAAAAUAAGAAGAACAAGGAUAAAGAGUAUUACGUCUGA